AUGCAUCCAAUUGAGCUAGUUACGCUCUUAUCAAUAAUCUACGAGUCCGCCGCAUUAAAUUUCAUACCUCAGACAACCGAGAAUGUUACAAACCUCCAGAGGUGCACGACCGAAAUUCAGAGGCGCUACGGCAAAUCCGACGAAAACGUCGUUUAUAUCAGCUUCAAUGAUAGAUACCGCAACCUGCAGUUGCAAGGCCCAGUCAUCAUCCAAAACGGCCUACUGGACUUGGUCUAUUUCCAGUGGAUUCGUGCUCAGUUCUACGUGAUAGAAAUUCCACGGGGAGACUUCGAGCGGGUUUUUAACUUUUUAGUGUUGACCAAGAGCUGGAAUCCCAGGGCGAAGUUCGUGGUGUUCAUCCAGGAUGACGUCUUGGAGCACCUCGUGGCUAUUUUACGAAAGUAUUUUGUUUACAACAUCGUUUUUGUGUUGGAGAGAAGCGAGGGUGAAAUAGUAAUUAUGACGUACCACCCCUUUAACGAUAACAAUGAGACGCAGAUCUUAGCCGAAUGUCGCAAUGGACACUUUGGAGAUGACCGAGAUUUAUUCCCAGACAAAUUGCCGAAGACUUGGGAAAACUUUCCGGUGAGGCUAAUUUUGUUCGCUUAUCCUCCGUUUGUCAUUGUGGAGAAAGGACAAAACUACGGAAUGGAAGUAGAAAUUUUUAAAAUGGUAAAGUCCCACCUGAGGCUUAGGGUGGAGUACGUCGACAAGCCCAUUGCUAAUUGGGGGAGAAAGUUAAGCAAUGGAUCGUACGAGGGAGCAUAUGGCUAUUUGAGACGUUACGAGGUGGAGGGCGCCCUUGGUUUAUUCUACGCGAACGCUAGCGUCAAUUGGGAUUUUGAUCAGUCGUAUCCUUACAUGGAAGAUGACAGCAAGUGGGUGGUACCCGCAGCCAAACGGCAGGCGCGAUGGAUUGGAGUUACAAAAAUAUUUCAGCCUGAUAUUUGGGCUGUCACCUUAACUUGCUUACUUUUAGUCACACUAGUUUUGUGCCUCUAUGGGUAUCACUUUCCCUCUAUGGGGCGGCACCAAAGCUUCUGGUACUCUAUGAUCGCGAGCUACAAAACAUUCCUUGGUCAAUCCACAGUUUUACCACGAACCGGCUGUAUUAGAGUGCUGCUGGGUUUAUGGAUCUUCUUCGGAUUAGUUAUGACAUCUGCAUUUCAAGGGAGAUUAAUAUCCGUGCUGAACUUCAGCCGCUUUGAAAAGCAAAUAGCCAACAUAGACGACUUGCGCGAAUCCAAAAUAGCUUUCGGUUAUUACAAGGACGCCGCUUACCUAUACUCGAACCCGAAAGAGAAGGAUAAGUUUCUCUAUCACAAUUUCGUCGACUGUCCCAUCGACCUAAGAUGCCUAAAUCGAACGGCGUUUAAAGGCGAUUUCGCGACGUUUAAGCCUAAGAAGUUCAUCGAGUACUUGAUUAGCACAAUUUAUUUGGGAAAAGAUGGAAGGCCCUUGGUGUACGCGUUUAAAGAUAACAUUUAUAAGUUUUUAAUUACCGUGGCAUUUGCCAAGGGCUUCCCAAUUUUGCCUGAGGUGAAUAAAGUUUUAUUACACUUGCGGGUACACGGAUUUAUAGAUUUUUAUUAUAAAAAAGCCAAUUACUUGGCCAAGAAAGCAAUUAAGUCGGCCGUGAAUGAGGAACUUUUUGCACAGGUUUUGGAGAUGAAUGACGUUUUUUGGGUCUUUUGCUUACUGAUUUUUGGGUUGGCAAUUUCUACGUAUGUGCUUCUUGUUGAGGUACUAAUAUUCAAAUACCUGCACUAA
Molecule: messenger RNA, 1770 nt
Organism: Photinus pyralis (common eastern firefly)
Lineage: Eukaryota; Metazoa; Arthropoda; Insecta; Coleoptera; Lampyridae
Exons: 2
Coding region: 1-1770 (589 amino acids)
Cellular component (GO): membrane
Molecular function (GO): ligand-gated monoatomic ion channel activity
Source: RefSeq, a predicted model, not a curated record